Pangasianodon hypophthalmus (striped catfish) is the source of this 2771-nucleotide messenger RNA. RefSeq lists its product as uncharacterized. NCBI's taxonomy places the organism in Eukaryota, Metazoa, Chordata, Actinopteri, Siluriformes, Pangasiidae. The transcript has 11 exons. Gene Ontology annotation, cellular component: membrane. Bases 1651 to 2508 code for a protein of 285 amino acids. The record is from RefSeq and is a predicted model, not a curated record.
UUAUAGUCUAUAGUUUGAACCAAAUAUACACAAGGUAUCCUUCAAAGUUGUCCUUUGAAAAGACCUGGAUUGCUCUUAGAAUACUCAGAAAUUAUUUUUUCACACUCCGAACAAAACCAGACAAAAAGGAACUGCAUUUUGUGGCAAGAUAAUCCUAAUAAUGACUUUAAAAUAAUACAGCUGAUUAACUGUGCUAUUCAAUUAAAUUAUAUCAGCUGGAAGAAAAUGAUUCUAAUGAUCAUGUUACUGAUCAUUAAGCACACACACAGAUCUGAGAUGUGUUUCUGUGUGUUUUAUGGCUGUGAUUCUCUCAAGGCCAGUACUGAAGCCUCUUCAACUUACCAGCCAUCAACUCUGAACUUGAAUAAGGAGCGUUAAAGAGGGGAUAAACAGGAUCUUAACCUGCCAGAAGAUAACACUUAACACAUCAGGCAGCAGUCUUCUUAAUCAUCCACCACACGCGUCAAAGCCCUGCUGGUGUUCUACACCCCAUACCUGAGGACUUUUUUAAUGAAAGCUUUUGUAAUAGCAUUCCCAGACUGAGGUGUCCAUGUGGCUUAACUAUGACAUGACUCGAACAGGAUGAUUCAAUUCUCUGAGCAAUUCAUCUACGAAAAGAUUUUCAUAAAAACACUCCCAAAACUUCUAAGAUAUAUGAAGGCUAAAGUUAAUGUGUGGACUUAUUUCACAUUAGAAAGGAUGCCCAUGGGAGCAAGUAAGAUGAUCUGACCAAACAGCAUAAUCUUUUAAGAUAAUGCGUUUAAUAAAAUGCCCUCCCGGAACACUGACCCAAGCCGGAAUUAAGUUUGCGGUUCAUGUAAUUGUCAUUUUCCGGGGAAAAAGUGUCAGAAAUGUUGAGCGCAGUGCUGCAGUGUGAGCUGGAGAGGAGAAGAGGCGUCACCUGCCUACAUCACAGCCAAAUCAGAGGAGCUAUUCAGCCAUUCCUCAACUACUCCUGCGAUGUUUACUCGGUCCCUGCGCCCCAAUAAACACCAGCCGGCGCGAAAUCACCCGGACCUCGGUUCUAAACCGGCAGAGCAGACGGACGACACCAGCCCGUGCUCCAGCGUGAACGCCAUGUCGACACUGGGAGCCAUAUUCUGCUGUUUAUUUCGACGUCGGAGUGAAGACACGUUCACGCGCACAUUCGCCCCCUUUAAAUGGCUUUUAAGCAAAGCUCUGGGUUCAGCUAAUGUUUAAAUCUCAGCCUGGACCCGUUUAUUUAAAUCAGCGUUAUCGGGACAGUAGCGUGGGCUUGUUUUUCCGUUAGCCACUCUGUACAAUAUGGAUAUGGCAAACAAAGUUCAAUGGAUAAGUUAAGACAUUAAAUCGACUAGGAGUUAUGGUUUAGGCCACGGCAGGCUGUCCGCUCAGCUAACUAGUUAGCAAACGCAUACAUAACAGUUAUAACUUUUUAGGUUAGGUUUGCUCAUUUGAGUCUCUGGUGUUAAUUUCAUGUGGAACGGACCUUAAAUAUUGAUUGGCUCCCAUAGCCUGAACCGAGUAUCCCUGGAUACAAAGCUAUUGAGGGUAGACUUUGCCCUGCAUGUAGCAUUUAUGGAACAGAGCUGCUCUGAAGCCGAGAGAGAAAGUUAAAUAAACUGUUAUCAAGUUCCCAUUAUCGAGAGCUCCUUGGUUACCCAGACUUACAUGGAGAGGCCGGCGGUGGUUAACGGAGAUCAGCUUCCCCCUCCUUACAACCCCACAUACCCCCAACCCUACACCCAUGGAGCCAGGAAUUUCGGGGAGGCAGGAAUUUCUACAGUCACUCAAUGUAGUAAUAAUGUAGGAACAGCAGACGGCAUGCCCCCAGAAUACACACAGUGCUUUGAGGAUGUUAACUGCUUCUCUGAAGCUUCCGUCAGACGAGGUUUCAUCAGAAAGGUGUACCUCACCCUUAUGGUUCAGUUGCUGAUAACAGUUGGAAUAAUCUGUGCAUUCCUCUAUUGGGAGACCCUGAAAAGUUGGGUUAUACGCACCAGUUGGUUUGCCUACACCAUGAUGGGGACAACACUAGUUCUUGUCAUUGUGCUUUCCUGCUGUGGUGAUGUGCGGCGAAAGGUUCCCGUGAACUUCUUCUUUCUUGGGCUGUUUACUGUUGCAGAGGGUAUGCUGCUUGGAUCAGUAACUGUGUUCUUUAAUGCAGAGGCUGUUCUAUGGGCAGUAGGAGCCACUGCCUUGGUGUCCUUUGGUCUGAGUGUAUUUGCAAUGCAGUCUAAGUGGGACUUCACAACCAUCAGUGGAAGCCUUUGGGUACUAUGCUGGACUCUGUUCUCGUUUGGGUUACUCUGUGCUAUCAUGAGAUCCCAGUUUCUAUACAUUGCUUAUGCAUCAGUGGGAACACUGGUCUUCUCUGUCUACCUGGUGAUGGAUACACAGCUAAUGCUGGGUGGGAAACACAAAUACACCAUCAGUGCAGAGGAAUACAUUUUUGCUGCACUGAACCUCUACCUAGACAUUGUAACAAUUUUCUUGAUGAUACUUCAGCUGAUCGGGCUGUGCCGUUAAUGCAAAUGAUAAUUUACCAAAAAGUCCAAAAACAAUGUUUAUCAAAAUCCCUGCACUCUACAUCCUGCAUUCUACAUCCACUCUUAUUGCAUUCUGCAAUACUCUGAUUAUGUAUUUAUUUUCACACAGAAAACUUCAUAUUUAUGAAAUUACAUAUAAAUACAUAUACUUACACUGAUCCUGGACUAUAUGGUACCUUGUAACUCAGGGAUUUUUGUUGAUGCAUAAUAAACCAAUAAAUGUGUGGCAUGAUUUAUUUUGGA